This is a messenger RNA of Neocloeon triangulifer, 801 nucleotides long. RefSeq lists its product as uncharacterized. The transcript has 3 exons. The record is from RefSeq and is a predicted model, not a curated record. NCBI's taxonomy places the organism in Eukaryota, Metazoa, Arthropoda, Insecta, Ephemeroptera, Baetidae. Bases 97 to 651 code for a protein of 184 amino acids.
CGUAACUCACCUGGGGAUCCCCCACUACGGGUAUAUAAGGACCUGACAAAGCGAGCGGGUGCACUCGACUCAAUAAUCUCACCACCGAGCACAACAAUGAGAAGCUUCGUCUUCGUCCUGGCCCUGGCCCUGGCCGCCUUCGCUGCUGCACAGGAAUCUGUGGACAGCUACAGCCAAGCGGCGAUUGAUGUGCAGAACCAACAGGUCAACAUCGAAAAUCACCCCCUCGAUCAUGCACUUGCACCUCCUCCUGCUGACCACGUGUCCCCUCUUGCUCGCCACAUUCUGAUUGCCAGCCCAGAACAGGAGGAUCAACCUGAACUUGCCAGAGCUAAGCGUCAGGGCUUCUACCCUGGGUAUGGACGUCGCGGAUAUGGCCGCCGUCAUAGGUAUGGAGGAUACGGCGGCUACCCCGGAGGCUAUGGAGGAUAUGGUGGCUACCCCGGAGGCUAUGGAGGUUAUGGUGGUUAUCCCGGAGGAUUCGGUGGAGGCUACCCUGGCGGUUUCGGCGGUGGUCUGGGAGGCAGCAGCGCUUCAGCUAACGCGCAGUCCUCGAGCUUCAACAUUGGUGGUGGAUUCGGACCCUUCCAGGGCUCCAUCUCCAGCAGCAGUGCCAACGCAAACUCUGGCUCUUUUGGUUUCGGCCGCUAAUAAUGACGGUCUGAUGAGGAACAACUACAAACGACGCGCACUGCCAGUGCAUAAACGAUAUUGCUCACCCCAGUGACUCUACGACUCACGCUUGUAAAAAAAUCGAAAUCAUCUCAUUUUCUAAUAAAAUAAUUUUAAAUUAUUUCCAAA